Messenger RNA from Agrilus planipennis (emerald ash borer), 1408 nucleotides. RefSeq names its product toll-interacting protein. Lineage: Eukaryota; Metazoa; Arthropoda; Insecta; Coleoptera; Buprestidae. The coding region runs from base 175 to 990 and encodes 271 amino acids. The record is from RefSeq and is a predicted model, not a curated record. Gene Ontology annotation, cellular component: cytoplasm. Gene Ontology annotation, biological process: ubiquitin-dependent protein catabolic process. The transcript is spliced from 6 exons. Gene Ontology annotation, molecular function: ubiquitin binding; ubiquitin conjugating enzyme binding.
AUGACCAUAUGAUUGUUGAUUAUUGUUGAUCUAUAAUUGUUGAUGGUAGAUGUUUAAUAGAUCUUUGCAUAUACAUCGUAAACAACAAAACAACAAUUAAUAAGUACUGAAUAAGUACCCACUAUCGUAGGCAAUCAUAAGUGAUUGAAGAAGUUGUUGCAUACAAAGUAAAUCAUGGCAACGGCAAAUACCGAUAAAAUCGCAGAGAGACGUAGUCGAGUUUUAUUAGGUCCUUUACCUGAUGACUUUUUACGCAUAUCCAUUUCACCACAACAACAACAAGAGGCUGCUGACAGACAAGCAGCACUGGCUUUACAUCAGCAAUAUAUUUCUGGUAGCCCUUACAUAGCUAACACAUUAGGUAGGCUAAGUAUUACAGUUGCUCAAGCUAAAUUAACUAAAAAUUAUGGCAUGACUCGUAUGGAUCCAUAUGCUAGAAUUCGUGUUGGACAUUGUGUUUAUGAAACUCAUACUGAUCCUAAUGGUGGAAAGAAUCCUCGAUGGAAUAAGGUUAUUCAAUGUCUUUUACCUCAAGGAGUUAACACUAUUUCUAUAGAAAUAUAUGAUGAAUGUUCAUUUACAAUGGAUGAAUUAAUUGCAUGGGCCACUAUUACUAUCCCCCAACAAGUGAUGACAGGAGAAACUCAUGAAGAUUGGUAUCCAUUGAAUGGAAAGCAAGGAGAAGGUGUGGAAGGAAUGAUUAAUUUAGUACUUUCUUUUACACCUACCCCUCAGUCUUACAUUUAUACACCUCCUCCAGUGAUGAUGGUUCCAACUGUUGGUAGUUCCAGAGUUGCAACACCUGUCACUGUGUAUCCUGCACCAGCUGGGAUUCAGAGACCACCUGUGCCUGUUUUAAGUGAACAAGAAUAUAAGCAGAUAGAGGAGAUGUUUCCGAAUAUUGACAAAGAGGUAAUUAAAUCCGUAUUUGAGGCUAACAACGGUAAUAAAGAUGGUACCAUCAAUUCACUUUUGCAAAUGUGCGAAUAAGUUGAAAAUUAAUUUUUCUCGUAUAUUGUUUUUGUUAAAGUUUGUUAAUUUUACUUCUUUUGUUAUUUUUAAGGUGCCAAAAAUAACCAUUAUUUUAUCUAUUGUUAAAAUACUUUAAUUAUUACAUUAUUUUUACUGUAUCAAUUCAAUUUUAGAAAAGAUAGAGAGAUUAACAGUUAAUAUAUAAAACGUAUUUAUCGUUAGAUUUUUUGUAAACGAAUUAGGACUGCUCAUUAUAAAAUAUUUCUAUUUAAAUUUGAUGUUACAAGCUAACGUACAUUAGAAAUUCUAACUGUUAUUAUAGACUUCAUAGCAUUACGUUAUAUACGUAUCGAAUGAAUGUUUUGUGAUAUUUUUUUUAAACGUAUUAAAAUUUUUUAUGUAAUCCCAUAAAAACGUAAAUGUAAUAAAUAAAAAU